CGACGAAGACUUUUGAAUUUUCCAAAAGUCUCUUCACCGAACCCAAACCACUCCUUAUCUCUUCUCGUAAAUUCCCUGUAGUUCUUGAAUUCUCUUGAUCAUUUAUUGAUUCGGUAAAGAAGAUGUGGAGCCAUGGAAAAACUUCCGGAGAUAUUGAAUCAGGGACAACGUCGGAACAACCAUUACUAUAUCCGAUGAUGUCAGAAAGUCCUGAACUAAGAUGGGCAUUCAUUAGAAAAAUCUACACGAUCGUAUCUAUUCAAUUGUUGUUGACUGCUGCAGUUUCAUCUGUUGUUGUUUUUGUUCCUGCUGUUUCUCAUUACAUUCUUUAUACUCAUGCCGGUCUUUCACUUUAUAUUGCUAUUCUCAUCACUCCCCUCAUAAUUCUAUGUCUUUUAGCAUGCUUUCACCAGAAGCAUCCAGUGAAUUUUAUACUUCUCGGUAUAUUUACUGUUGCGGUUUCCAUGUCUGUUGGAUUGUCUUGUGCUCUCACCAGUGGGAAGAUUAUUCUGGAGGCUGCUGUACUUACAGCAGUAGUGGUUGUAAGCUUAACUAUGUACACAUUCUGGGCGUCUAAGAGAGGCUAUGAUUUCAAUUUUCUUGGACCUUUCCUGUUCGCCUCCCUCAUAGUGCUGAUUGUCUUUGCUAUAAUUCAGGUGUUCUUUUUUUUGUUCAUCUUCCAGAUUUUCUUUCCGUUAGGGAAGAUAGGCACGAUGAUUUACGAGGGUGUUGGUGCAAUUAUAUUUUGUGGUUAUAUCGUUUAUGAUACCGACAACCUGAUAAAGCGUUAUUCUUAUGAUGAGUACAUCUGGGCAUCUGUCAAUUUGUACCUGGAUAUAAUCAAUCUCUUCCUCCAUCUACUCAGACUGCUCAAGGCUGCUGAUAGUUAGAAGCUUACUUUCUUACAUUGUAUGAUUUAAGUUUGGUUCUUGCCAAUGUUGCGACGCUAUUAGCCUUUUAAUUGAUGGGGUUCUUUCUGUAAAUAAAAUCGAUGAAGUUUAUGUUCCA
Molecule: messenger RNA, 1008 nt
Organism: Papaver somniferum (opium poppy)
Lineage: Eukaryota; Viridiplantae; Streptophyta; Magnoliopsida; Ranunculales; Papaveraceae
Product: protein LIFEGUARD 2-like
Exons: 4
Coding region: 123-890 (255 amino acids)
Cellular component (GO): membrane
Source: RefSeq, a predicted model, not a curated record